GAUCUUUGCUCGGCUUCGUGAACGGUUCCCGGUGGCUCUGCCACGGCCUCUGUGGCGCUGUCAUCUGUACGGGUCGUAAACAGGACUCAGGGAGACCAGGAAACCUAGAAAUGGAUGCUGUGGCCAUUGAAGAUGUGGCUGUGAACUUCACCCUGGAGGAGUGGGCCUUACUGGAUCCGCCACAGAAGAAACUGUUUAGAGAUGUGAUGCAGGAAACUUUCAAGAACCUGGACUCAGUAGGCAAAAAAUGGGAAGAUCAUGACGUUGAAGAUCAGGACAAAAACCAGGGAAGAAAACUCAGAAGUCAAAUGGUAGAAAGACUCUAUGAAAGUAAAGAGGGUAGUCAAUGUGGAGAAAAUUUCAGCCUUACCUCAAAUCUCAGUCUGAACAAGGAAACCACUGAAGUAAAACCACAUGAAUGCAAUACAUGUGGAAAAGUCUUCAUGCAUCAUUUUUCCCUUAAUUGGCACAUCAGGUGUCACACUGGACAAAAACCAUAUGAGUAUCUAAAAUAUGGAGAGAGGCCAUUUAAAUGUAAGAUUUGUGGGAAAGCUUUUAUUUUUUCAAGUUUAUUUAAAAUACAUCAAAGGAUGCAUACUGAAGACAAAGCCUAUCACUGUAAGGAAUGUGGGAAAGCCUUCCGUUUUCGGGCAUCUUUGCAAAUACACGAAAGGAUUCACACAGGAGAAAAACAGUAUGAAUGUGAGGAAUGUGGGAAACCUUUCAUGUGGCUCACAAGUUUUCGAAGACACAUGGCAAUGCACAAUAGAUACGGACCUUAUAAAUGUAAACAGUGUGGAAAAGUCUUUAGAUAUCAUCGUGCUUUUCAAUCACAUGAAAGGACUCACACAGGAGAUAAGUCCUAUGAAUGUAAGCAAUGUGGCAAAGCUUUCAAUUCUCAACGAGGUUUCCAAGCACAUCAAAGAUAUCACCAAGGAGAGAAUCCCUAUGAAUGUAAACAAUGUGGAAAAGUCUUUAGAUAUCCUCAUACUUUUCAAGCACAUGUAAAGAUUCACACAAGAGAGAAACUCUUUGAAUGUAAGCAGUGUGGUAAAAUUUUCAUUUCUCAUCGAGGUUUCCAAGUGCAUGAAAGACAUCACAAAGGAAAGAAACCUUAUGAAUGUAAGAAAUGUGGUAACGCCUUCAGCUCUCAUCAAGGUUUUGAAAUACAUGUAAGAAGAAAUCACAAGGGAGAGAAACCCUAUGAGUGUAAGCAAUGUGGUAAAGGUUUUAAUUGCCAUCGAGGUUUCCAAUUACAUGAAAGAAAUCACAACAGAGAGAAACCCUCUGAAUGCAAAUGUGGUAAAGCUUUUGGUUAUUACCAUUACCUGCAAUUACAAAGAGGAACUCAUAUGGGAGAGAAACCCUAUGAAUGCAAGGAAUGUGGGAAAACCCUAGGCAGUAACAAAGCCUUAAAGAUACACAAGAGACUGCACACAGGAGAGAAACCCUAUGAAUGUCAGCAAUGUGGGAAAGCCUUCAGGAAUCCAUCUGGAUUUCGGUCACACAUGAAAAUACAUGGUGGGGAUAGACCGUAUCAGUGUAAGGAAUGUGGGAAAGCCUUCAUUUAUCCAUCACGUGUUAGGGCACACAUGCGAGUCCAUGAUGUAAAUAGACCUUACCAAUGCAAGGAAUGUGGGUUAGCAUUUUAUUUUCCCAGUACAUUACGCAGGCAUGAAAUGACUCACACUGGAGAGAAACCCUGUGAAUGUAAACAUUGCGGUAAAGCAUUCAGAGAUCACAGUUACUUAAAAAUACACGAGAGAAGUCAUACUGGAGAGAAACCCUAUGAAUGUAACCAGUGUGGUAAAGCUUUUUCUUCUCAGAUAGGUUUCCAAGUACAUGUAAGAAGUCACACUGGAGAGAAACCAUAUGAAUGCAAGGAAUGUGGGAAAUCCUUCAGUUAUCCCAGUUCCUUCCGAAGGCAUAAAAAGACCCACAGGAUACAUCCUCUUGAAUGUAAACAGCAUAAGAAAGCCUGAUCCACAUUCCUACAUGUGGGGGAAAAAACCGAAAAAGAGAUAAAUGUGAGUAACAUGAGAAAGCUUGAUGGAAAUUC
This is a messenger RNA of Pteronotus mesoamericanus, 2059 nucleotides long. RefSeq names its product zinc finger protein 709-like. Gene Ontology annotation, molecular function: DNA-binding transcription repressor activity, RNA polymerase II-specific. The transcript has 4 exons. Bases 111 to 1982 code for a protein of 623 amino acids. Gene Ontology annotation, biological process: negative regulation of transcription by RNA polymerase II. The record is from RefSeq and is a predicted model, not a curated record. NCBI's taxonomy places the organism in Eukaryota, Metazoa, Chordata, Mammalia, Chiroptera, Mormoopidae.